Molecule: messenger RNA, 876 nt
Organism: Miscanthus lutarioriparius
Lineage: Eukaryota; Viridiplantae; Streptophyta; Magnoliopsida; Poales; Poaceae
Source: the annotation of a GenBank genome assembly
AUGGGUUCAAGAAAAAUUACCAAACUUGGACAGCACAUGGUGAGAGGCGGGGAAAUCCAAACUUGGACAGCACAUGGUGAGAGGCGGGGAAAUCAAAACCUUGAGAAUGGUUCUGAGGUAGAACAUGAGGGAUUUAGUGAGACAGAUCGGAUGGAUGCUAUGUUAGUUGACUUAGCUGGUGAGCAUCCACCAUUAGAUGAUGAAACACCAACUGGUUUUGCCGAAUCCUUCUAUAGAAUGGUUGUUAGUGCAGAUGAGCAAGAGAUGCAGUCCUUCAAUCAUUGGACGGAUAGGCGACCGCGAUCAAGUGAUUUCUUAAAUGAUGUCGAGAGUCAGCCCCCUGUAGCAAAGAGGAUAAGGGGCCGCAAUAAAAUGCUUAAAACUCGCAAUGGUCAGAUAGUCAUAAUACCUGAGGGUGACAAGCCAUUCUGCUAUGCUAAUUACUCAGUUGAUGAUAAAAUGAAGAAAGGCCCCAUCCUUGGAGUGAUUUUAAAGCAAGAAUACCUCAUCCAGAUGCUGUCAAGAGAUGGUGCUGUCAAGAAGGGUACAAUAAUUGAUGCUGCUAAGGCAAGUGGGAGAAGGCCAGCAACCUCAAGGGCUUUUCAAAAUCUGAUGGCAAUAUAUGAGGAGUCAGUUGCAACCAUCGGUCGCUUAACUCAACAAAACGCUGCCUUGGUUCAACAAAAUGCCACAUUGACUCGAGAUGUGAAGUGUAAUGAUCGGGUACUUGAGCUCAUUAUUAACCAAGUACAGACAGAGAUACCACCUGACCUGCUUCAGGAAGAAGAAAAUGAUAUGCAAGUAUUUUGUGGAGCUGUAGUCUUUUGCUCAUCGGACUACAGGUUAUGGCAACAACCAGGGAGGGGCUAUAGAUAG